Oncorhynchus kisutch (coho salmon) is the source of this 2543-nucleotide messenger RNA. RefSeq names its product adipocyte plasma membrane-associated protein. The transcript is spliced from 9 exons. Lineage: Eukaryota; Metazoa; Chordata; Actinopteri; Salmoniformes; Salmonidae. Bases 250 to 1500 code for a protein of 416 amino acids. The record is from RefSeq and is a predicted model, not a curated record. Gene Ontology annotation, molecular function: arylesterase activity. Gene Ontology annotation, cellular component: endomembrane system.
ACAGAAGGUGGCGUUGAACAUCAAUGAUCUAGAGACAGCAGCUGUCGCUGACGUAGAAGAAAAAAAUGCGUAUUGCGAAAAAGGUGUCCACUCAGAAAGCUCGUCGUAUACUGUAGAUAUCACUACGAUAUCCUGUAUUUGUCUGUCUUUACAAACAAUCAAAUGAUCAACCUACUCAUGUAGCGAGCUUCUUAUUUUAAACAUCAUUCUUGGGUAAUAGAGUCAUAGUAGAAGAAGUCUCAUUUCAUUAUGAAUGAGCCAGAGGGACUGCGGUUCAGGAGACUGAACAGACCACAGAUCAUCACAGACGAAUUACAGGAACCCCAAUACAAGGGCACCAGUACCUAUAGUGGAAAGGUAUUCCGUGUGAUCCUGGUGACCCUGGGAGGAUGCCUGAUCCUUCCAAUGCUUGUAGUCUUUUUUCUGCUUGAGUCUCCUAUUCACCCUGAGCUGCUUAGCCUCAAUGAGCCGCCCCUUAUGUCUGGCUGUUACGAGCCCAACUUUAAGCUGAGGGAGGCACAGCGGCUGUUUGAGGACCAGCUGGUUGGCCCAGAGUCUAUCGCUAACUUUGGAGAUUUGAUUUACACUGGUACGGCCGAUGGAAAGAUAGUGAAGAUUGAGGGCAAGAGCAUCACUGUUAUAGCCAGACUUGGCAAGCCACCCUGUGAUGGAUCCCGUGAACAGGAGCCUAGCUGUGGACGACCCCUGGGUAUCAGAGUGGGUCCUAACGGCACCCUGUUUGUAGCUGAUGCCUACCUGGGGCUGUUCAAGGUCAACCCUGUCACAGGUGAGGUGACCAACCUGGUGUCAGCUGGGCAGAUGGUUGGGGGCCGGAGGCUCUCCUUUGUCAAUGACCUGGAUGUAACGCAGGAUGGGAGGAAAGUGUACUUCACUGACUCUAGCAGCAGGUGGCAGCGCAGAGACUACCUUCAUCUCAUCAUGGAGGCCACAGCAGAUGGACGCGUGUUGGAGUACGACACAGAGACCAAGGAGGUGACCGUGCUUAUGGAGAACCUUCGUUUUGCCAACGGGAUCCAGCUUUUCCCUGAUGAGGAGUCUGUGCUGGUGGCUGAGACCACUAUGGCUAGGAUACGCAGGGUCCAUGUGUCAGGUCUAAAUAAGGGAGGAAUGGACACGUUUGUUGACAACCUUCCUGGUUUCCCUGACAACAUCCGUCGCAGCUCCUCUGGAGGGUACUGGGUGGCCAUGUCAGCUGUGCGGCCCAAUCCUGGAUUCUCCAUGCUGGACUUUCUGGCCCAGAAGCCCUGGAUAAAGAAGCUAAUAUUUAAGCUCUUCAGUCAGGACGUGCUGAUGAAGUUUGUGCCUCGCUACAGUCUGGUGAUAGAGCUCCAGGAGAGCGGGGCAUGCAUGCGUAGCUUCCAUGACCCCCACGGCAUGGUGGCAGCCUACGUCAGCGAGGCACACGAGCACGACGGCCACCUCUACCUAGGCUCCUUCCGCUCCCCUUACCUCUGCAAGCUGGAUCUCAGCAAGGUUUGAGCUGGGAGCUGAGCACAACCGCUGUCUCUAAAGAAAAAAAAACAGUGUUGCUUUCUGAUGAAAACCACUCAUCUCCAAAACAGGAACUUUUCAGGAAAUGGAAAAAACUGCCAUAUUUUCCCAUUAACAAACAUACUAUUAUGAAACUUCAGAAGCUAUUUUGAAUAUAUGUUCUCAGUCAUAGUCAUAAAAUGUUCAGAGUACAUUGAGGGGAGUUACCUCUUUCAAAAAAUGGAGAAUAGGUUUUCAUCAGACAGCAAUAUGUUCCACACUGUGAGACUGCUCUCUGCCUACCUAACACCUCCCUACCUAGUCUUUCCCAAAGGAGUGUUUUCCAAUAACAGAUACAUUGGAAUUGAUCGGAAUGGCUUAAUGCUUGAUGUGCUGGGUUUGCAUUGCUUUUCGCCAGCUUCAGGAAAACAUGGGCUAGUCUUCAUUAAGUAGCUGCACUACUGAGGCACAUUUGACUGGGAUGCAUAGCCAUCCUUUCUAGUCUUAUCAGCCCACAAUGAACUAUUAACCCUUUAACUUCUGUUGACAGGUAUGAUGGUGUGUUUCAUUUGGAGCUCAAGUGCUUUUAAUGUUUUAACCAAGCAUUCCUUGGGCCAAAUUGUUUGUGCAGAAAUCCCCAUGUAAGGUACAUUGUUUUUCAGGUCUGUUUUGUUGAAAUGAGGUGCCAAAUGUGUUACUUUUCUUGUGUGAACCAUUCAGUACUGAGCUCUAAUCUCACCCCUAAAAAUAACUGACAAUGUUAUUCUUGUACUUCAGACUUAAUUUUAUCAGUAGAAAUAGACGUAAAGAACAGUGAAUCUGUAUUUUAGGAGUGCCACUUUAAACUGAUUUAUUGUGUGUAUAUUUAGAUAUCCUAGACCAAGUUGAUCAUACUGUGGUGAGAAAGGAAAUAAGUAUGAAUCAUUUCCCCUGACUUUGUAUAUUGCACAACUGCUUAACGGAAUGUUGAAUGCUGCCAGCCUUCAGCUGAGCUUCCUUUGAAAUAAAACAGUUUGCCUAAUAAUAAAAAUGACAUUUCUAGUGUUAAUAUA